Molecule: messenger RNA, 1713 nt
Organism: Trichomonas vaginalis G3
Lineage: Eukaryota; Parabasalia; Trichomonadida; Trichomonadidae
Product: glycoprotein 38 family
Exons: 1
Coding region: 1-1713 (570 amino acids)
Source: RefSeq, a predicted model, not a curated record
AUGUUUGCAUUAUUUGCAAUUAGAUCUUUAUCAGCUAUUGAUCCAAUACCUGGAUGCACAGAUCAAAAUAAAGUUCCUAUGGCUAACUCCAUGAUAGUUACAAAAACAAUUGCGGCAGGAUCCGGUGAAAGUAUUUGCGUAGAGUCAUCUGUUCUUAUUAAAGCUGACAAGGACUAUACAGUUAAUUAUAAGUUCGAUGAUGCGGCAACUCAACAAAAUGGGGAAUUAAAAUCUGUUGAAAAUCCCGUCUUAGUUGGUUCACUUACCAAAUUGAACAAAAUUAAGAUAACACCUAAAAAUGCAGGAGAAGCUAUUACUAUAACACUCAUCGGAGUACCAAUGUCACAAGGAGUAGGGGGAGGACAUUAUUAUGGUGUAUUUUCCACUUUGAAGAAUAUGGAAAAGAAAAUGAAAAUUAAUAUGCUACAAGGACUUGCCCUUGUAGCUACAAAUGCAAUCCCAUUAAAGUUUACAAUAACAAGUGAAAAAUCCGAUAAAAUUUUUAUGGCAGAUUUAGACCUACAAAAGAAAAUUGGCAAUAGUAUAUCUUUAAGUCUAUCUUCACAUCACGAUGAUAAAGAAAAUACCUUUUCAAGUGAAGAAGUUACAAUUAAAUGUGAACCAGAUCCAAGUACCGAAGCAGUAGUUGGUUAUACAAAUCCAUUUGGAGAAGAUAUUUUCUAUAUUCUCCCUGAAGAAGGUGCUCACACUCUUGAACAAAUUACUACAUACACAGAGCAACAUAUGGAUGUUUUCAACGGUGGUGGUGGUAAUGAUAAUCCUGAUGUUGAUCCUGUUGUUGAUCCUGAUGAUCUACCUGAAGGUAUUAAUCCAUUAUAUUUAUUGUACACUUUGAAGUGUGCGACUCAAAUGGAUGUUUUUACUGAUUUUGAACGAAAUAUACCAAAAAGUGAAGUUGUUUCACUCAAUGAGGGCGAAUAUAAAUGUGUUCCAAGUGCUGUAUUUGCUUCAAAUGAUGAAUUUAAAUUGGAAAUGUAUAAUUUCUCAUCAAAUGAUAAGAAUUAUAGUGAAUUCAACAAGCCAUUCAGUGCAUAUGGUGAUGAAGUUGCAUCUAUUAUCAAAUGCAAAGAUGAAAAAUCGAAGUGCAAAGUUCAUUAUAUAACUAUCAAAAAACCUGAAAUCAAUGGCACUGUACAUGCUAUUUUCACAACAAAGAACAAAUUAGAUUUCGACCAAGAAGUGCAGGUGUCAGAUGACUCAUCAGAUUUAUUUACAUUGACAGUUCAUAGCUUAGAAAAGAAACAGUUGACAAUAGGUGCAGAACAGGGCAGUAAUAUUUAUUAUCAUCUUUAUAACUCUGAUAAAGAAAAUAAAGCCAGCCAAAUUAGCGGAACAACUAUUGCUGCUUACCCAAUGUUUGCUGAUGGAAUGAAAGCAGAGAAAAGACAAAUUUAUGUUGAAAUAGAGGAAAGCAAAUCCGGGUCGGAACAGGCUACCGAAUCUUUAUUCCAAAAAGAUAUAAUCUAUGAGAUUCCUGAAGGCACCAAGACGGAAGAAGAAGUUAAGAGUCAAUCUAAAGAAAGCAAGAUUAAUGCCGUUAAGAAUAAGGGUGGCCUUGGUACAGGAGCAAUUGUUGCCAUAGUUGUUGUCAUUGUUAUUAUCAUUGUUAUCGUCUGCGUUCUUGUUUGGUUCUUCGUCUUCAGGAAGAAAUCUGGAGAUAAGAAGAGCUCAGGAUCAGGCGAAAAGGUUUAA